Penicillium odoratum is the source of this 3960-nucleotide messenger RNA. RefSeq lists its product as uncharacterized. Gene Ontology annotation, molecular function: 5-oxoprolinase (ATP-hydrolyzing) activity. The transcript is spliced from 7 exons. Gene Ontology annotation, biological process: glutathione metabolic process. Lineage: Eukaryota; Fungi; Ascomycota; Eurotiomycetes; Eurotiales; Aspergillaceae. Bases 1 to 3960 code for a protein of 1319 amino acids. The record is from RefSeq and is a predicted model, not a curated record. Gene Ontology annotation, cellular component: cytosol.
AUGUCUCCUCACAAUAUGAACGGCCCAAGCAUUAAAAUUGCUAUCGAUCGCGGUGGCACAUUCACGGAUUGUCUGGGCAUCAUUGAGGGUCGCGAAAAGGAAAUCGUGGUCAAACUUCUUUCGCAAGACCCCGCCAACUAUGCCGAUGCCCCCAUUGAGGGUAUUCGACGUAUUUUAGAACAAGCCACUGGAAAAGUGUUCCCACGCGACGAACAGCUCACAACAGCUGAUUUCUCGGAUGUGAGCAUCCGCAUGGGAACGACGGUUGCGACAAAUGCUCUCUUGGAGCGGAAAGGCGAGCGUCACGCAUUGUUGAUCACGAAAGGAUUCAAAGACGCUCUAAAAAUUGGCACACAAUCUCGACCCAAGUUGUUUGCGCUGAACAUCCAAAGACCCGACGUCUUGUAUGAAGAUGUCGUGGAGGUCAACGAGCGUGUCACCAUCGAGGACUACCAGCAAAAUCCAACACCAGACAAAGAAAGCCUUCAGCACGCUUUGGAGUUAGAUCCUUAUCUAAUGAGAGGCGUCAGUGGAGAAGUAGUACGUAUUUUGGAACCACUUGAUGAAGCGGAAACGAGGCAGAGCCUCCAAGAAAUAUACAAUAAAGGUUAUCGUUCCAUCGCGGUGUGUCUGGUCCAUUCAUACACAUUUCAAGAUCACGAAUUGGCGAUUCAACGCAUUGCGAAAGAAAUCGGUUUUACACAAAUAUCUCUAUCAAGUCAGCUGCUACCAAUGAUUAAGAUGACUUCGCGCGGUGCUUCUGCCACUGCUGAUGCCUAUCUGACGCCGGUCAUCCAGCGGUACAUUCAUGGCUUUCGUUCGGAUUUUAAAGAUGGGUUGUGCUCUGCAGAUACCCGAUGUGAGUUUAUGCAAAGUGACGGAGGCCUAGCAAAUUUUGAAAGAUUCACUGGACUUCGUGCCAUCCUGUCAGGCCCCGCUGGAGGUGUCGUGGGAUAUGCUGGGACAUCAUUUGAUGAAAAUGAUAGAACCCCUGUUAUUGGAUUUGACAUGGGUGGAACCAGCACAGAUGUCUCCAGAUAUGAUGGCAAGCUAGAGCACACUUUUGAGAACACCAUAUCAGGCGUAACAGUGAUGGCUCCCCAGCUAGAUAUCAACACCGUCGCUGCAGGUGGUGGAAGUAUCCUCUUUUGGCGACAUGGACUGUUUGUUGUGGGCCCAGAGUCAGCGGGCGCACAUCCAGGUCCAGCAUGUUAUCGAAAGGGAGGACCCUUGACAGUCACCGAUGCCAAUCUUUUCCUCGGGCGUCUUCUUCCAGAAUACUUCCCCAAGAUUUUCGGUCCUAACGAGAACCUGUCCCUCGAUGUGGAGGUUACUCGCACUAAAUUUACAGAGUUGGCCAAGCAGAUCAAUGCUGAGACAUGUCAGAACAAGUCGCCAGAAGAAAUAGCACUUGGCUUUAUUCAGGUAGCGAACGAAUCAAUGUGCAAACCUAUUCGCGCUUUGACAGAGGCCCGUGGAUAUGACACCUCAACACAUAAUCUGGCCUGCUUUGGUGGCGCUGGAGGACAGCAUGCCUGUGCAAUUGCGUCCUCUUUAUCUAUCGGUACUGUUAUAAUUCACCGAUAUUCCUCAAUUUUGUCAGCAUACGGCAUGGCUCUGGCAGAUGUUGUUCAUGAAGCCCAGGAACCAGCAUCUGGUGUUUUGGAUGAAGUUGCGAUUCAAAGCAUCAGGCAGCGCAUUAUCAAUCUGAAGGCCAAAGUCACUGACGGAUUAUCAAGUGAUGGCAUCGAUGCGACGCAAGUCCAGCACGAAGUCUACCUCAAUCUUCGAUACCAAGGAACAGACAAUCUACUAAUGAUAUUGGAGCCGGAACAUGGAGAUUUCGGUGCCGACUUUAUCAAAGAACAUCAACGCGAGUUUUCAUUCACGUUCCCUGGACGCAAUAUUUUGGUCGAAGAUAUUCGAGUUCGUGGUGUUGGAAAAGCCACAUCUAUCACGCCUGAAGCGCCUCAGAAAGAGCUAAAGUCUCUGGUAGCCCAGCCUAUUGGAGCCGAGAAUGAGGACGAUUCCUCUUCGGUGUACUUUGCUGGUGUGGGUCAAACUACUACACCAAUAUUCUUCCUCAGUGAUUUGCGGUCAGGAAGUUUCAUCCAAGGUCCUGCGAUGAUAAUUGACAAUACUCAAACCAUUGUGGUCGAGCCAUAUGCGACGGCUACUAUAUUAGCUAGACAUGUCAUAUUGAAUGUCCAGUCAUCAAAGAAACAGACCGAUGACGCGACUGUCGUGGAUCCGAUCAAACUCUCAAUCUUUGGGCACCGAUUCAUGUCUGUGGCGGAUCAAAUGAGCCGUAUGUUCCAGAAAACUUCAGUCUCUACAAACAUCAAGGAGCGUCUUGAUUUUUCUUGUGCUGUGUUCUCACCAGACGGAAAGCUGGUUGCGAAUGCACCGAAUGUGCCAGUUCAUUUGGGAAGUAUGGAAUAUGCUGUCAGAUAUCAGCAUGAACAGUAUCGAGGGGAUCUAAAGCCUGGGGACCAUAUCCUCACCAACCAUCCACUUGCUGGAGGAACCCAUCUACCUGAUAUUACCAUUAUCACACCAGUUUGGGAUCACGAAGGGGAGAAUAUCAUCUUCUAUGUUGCUUCGCGUGGCCACCACGCUGAAAUUGGUGGCAUUUCCCCCGGCUCUAUGCCGUCCGACAGCAAAAUGUUGUACGAAGAAGGCGCCAUGACAAUGGGAUUCAAAGUUUUCUCUCAGGGCCGCUUUAACGAGGAGAUUGUUCGUAAAUUCCUUUAUGAUAAACCAGCCUCAUACCCCAGCUGCAGCGGCACUCGCACAUACAACGACAAUGUGUCGGAUCUGAAAGCGGCUAUCGCGGCGAAUUACAAAGGUGCCCAACUUUUGGAGGUUCUUGUUGCCGAAAAUUCUCAAGAAGUGGUGCAUUUCUAUAUGGAUGCGAUAAAGCGCAACGCGGAAGUCGCCGUUCGCGAGCUUCUCAAGUCAAUAGGGCGAAAAAAUCCAGGGAAACCACUUCAAUUUUCCGAUUUCAUGGAUGACGGCACUGAGAUCAGGCUGGAAAUCCGUAUCGAUUCCGAGACUGGAUCUGCCGUCUUUGACUUCACCGGAACAGGUCGCGAGACCUUUAAUUGUCUGAACGCGCCCAAAGCAAUCGCCCAUUCUGCUAUUAUAUAUAGUCUGCGCGCGUUGAUUGACGUUGACAUUCCAUUGAACCAGGGCUGUCUUGCCCCUGUUAAUGUGAUUAUUCCCUCUGGAACAUUGCUCAACCCAUCUGGUCACGCUGCUGUCUGCGCUGGAAACCCGAUCACUUCUCAGCGUAUCACAGAUGUUGUUCUCGGGGCAUUUGGUGCAUGUGCUGCCUCUCAAGGCUGCUGCAACAUUAUUUCAUUUGGAAUGGGAGGUGUUGAUCCUAAAUCUGGCAUCGAAGUUCCCGGAUUUGGUGUUGGUGAAACCAUUUGUGGAGGCUCCGGUGCUGGACCUUCCUGGCAUGGCACAUCGGGCGUGCAUGUCCAUAUGACAAAUACGCGUAUCACCGAUGCAGAGGUCUAUGAGCUAAGGUACCCGGUUAUUUUGCGUCAAUUCGCGAUUCAUAAUGGAUCCGGUGGUCAAGGCCAGUUCCGGGGUGGAGACGGUGUCAUCCGCGAGCUGGAGUUCCGUAUCCCUCUGUCUGUUUCAAUGCUCAGUGAGCGGCGGGUCUAUCGACCAUACGGAAUGGCUGGUGGUGAUCAUGGCCAAGCUGGGUUGAAUCUCUACGUGAAGAAAGAGCUGGAUGGUACGGAGAGGACAAUCAAUAUCGGAGGAAAGAUGGAGCUGCAAGUGCAACCUGGAGAGCGAAUUUUGAUCCACACUCCCGGUGGUGGUGGCUGGGGCAUGCCAUCAGACCAGAUGGAGUUGAAUGGUAGUAAUGUUAAUGGUAAUAGCUCAGUGUUCCAGCCUCGCGGCAGCGUCCACAACUUCAGUCAAAUGGCUGAGGCAGCGAUGUAG